This is a messenger RNA of Hippopotamus amphibius kiboko, 5609 nucleotides long. RefSeq names its product protein tyrosine phosphatase non-receptor type 11 (gene PTPN11). Gene Ontology annotation, molecular function: protein tyrosine phosphatase activity. The transcript has 16 exons. The record is from RefSeq and is a predicted model, not a curated record. Bases 214 to 2007 code for a protein of 597 amino acids. Lineage: Eukaryota; Metazoa; Chordata; Mammalia; Artiodactyla; Hippopotamidae. Gene Ontology annotation, biological process: protein dephosphorylation.
GGGCGGGGGAGGAGGAGGAGCGAACCGGGCUUGGGGGGCGGCUGCACAGUCUCCGGGAUCCCCAGGCCUGGAGGGGGGUCUGCGCGCGGCCGGCUGGCUCUGCCCCCCGUCCGGUCCGGAGCGGGCCUCCCUCGGGCCAGCCCCGAUGUGACCGGGCCCAGCGGAGCCUGAGCAAGGAGCGGGUCCGUCGCGGAGCCGGAGGGCCGGAGGAACAUGACAUCGCGGAGAUGGUUUCACCCAAAUAUCACUGGCGUGGAGGCAGAAAACCUACUGUUGACAAGAGGAGUUGAUGGCAGUUUUUUGGCGCGGCCCAGUAAAAGUAACCCUGGAGACUUUACACUUUCCGUUAGAAGAAAUGGAGCUGUCACCCACAUCAAGAUUCAGAACACUGGUGAUUACUAUGACUUGUAUGGAGGGGAGAAGUUUGCCACUUUGGCUGAAUUGGUCCAGUAUUACAUGGAACAUCAUGGGCAAUUAAAAGAGAAGAAUGGAGAUGUUAUUGAGCUCAAAUAUCCUCUGAACUGUGCAGAUCCUACCUCUGAAAGGUGGUUUCAUGGACACCUGUCUGGGAAAGAAGCAGAGAAAUUACUAACCGAGAAAGGAAAACAUGGUAGCUUUCUUGUGCGGGAGAGCCAGAGCCACCCUGGAGAUUUUGUUCUCUCUGUCCGAACCGGAGAUGACAAAGGGGAGAGCAAUGACGGCAAGUCUAAAGUGACCCACGUCAUGAUCCGCUGUCAGGAACUGAAAUAUGAUGUUGGUGGAGGAGAGCGGUUUGACUCUCUGACAGAUCUCGUGGAGCAUUACAAGAAGAACCCUAUGGUCGAAACAUUGGGCACAGUCCUACAGCUCAAGCAGCCGCUCAACACAACUCGUAUCAAUGCUGCUGAAAUAGAGAGUCGGGUUCGAGAACUAAGCAAAUUAGCUGAGACCACAGAUAAAGUCAAACAAGGCUUUUGGGAAGAAUUUGAGACACUACAACAACAGGAGUGCAAACUUCUCUACAGCCGAAAAGAGGGUCAGAGACAAGAGAAUAAAAACAAAAAUAGAUAUAAAAACAUCCUGCCAUUUGAUCACACCAGGGUUGUCCUACACGACGGGGAUCCCAAUGAGCCCGUUUCAGAUUACAUCAAUGCAAACAUCAUCAUGCCUGAAUUUGAAACCAAGUGCAACAACUCAAAGCCCAAAAAGAGUUACAUUGCCACACAAGGCUGUCUGCAAAACACGGUGAAUGACUUUUGGCGGAUGGUGUUUCAAGAGAACUCCCGAGUGAUUGUCAUGACAACAAAAGAAGUGGAGAGAGGAAAGAGUAAAUGUGUCAAGUACUGGCCUGACGAGUAUGCGCUGAAAGAGUACGGGGUCAUGCGCGUUAGGAACGUCAAAGAAAGUGCCGCUCACGACUAUACAUUAAGAGAACUCAAACUUUCGAAGGUUGGACAAGCUCUACUCCAGGGGAAUACGGAGAGAACGGUCUGGCAAUACCACUUUCGGACCUGGCCGGACCACGGUGUGCCCAGUGACCCCGGGGGCGUGCUGGACUUCCUGGAGGAGGUCCACCAUAAGCAGGAGAGCAUCAUGGACGCAGGGCCUGUGGUGGUUCACUGCAGUGCUGGAAUUGGCCGGACAGGGACGUUCAUUGUGAUUGAUAUUCUUAUUGACAUCAUCAGAGAGAAAGGUGUUGACUGCGACAUUGACGUUCCCAAAACCAUUCAGAUGGUGCGGUCUCAGAGGUCAGGGAUGGUCCAGACAGAAGCACAGUACCGAUUCAUCUAUAUGGCCGUCCAGCAUUAUAUUGAAACACUACAGCGCAGGAUUGAAGAAGAGCAGAAAAGCAAGAGGAAAGGGCACGAGUAUACAAAUAUUAAGUAUUCCCUGACGGACCAGGCAAGUGGAGAUCAGAGUCCCCUCCCGCCUUGUACCCCAACGCCAUCCUGUGCAGAAAUGAGAGAAGAUAAUGCUAGAGUCUAUGAAAAUGUGGGUCUGAUGCAGCAGCAGAAAAGUUUCAGAUGAGAAGCCCCACCAAGAUGUCAAGCACAGAAAGAGAUGUGGACUUUCACCCUCUCCCUGAAAAAGCUCAAGAACAGAUCCAAGGAAGUUUACAUGAAGAAUGAAUUUGAAUUUGGAAGGCUUGCAUUGUGGUUGACUAUCUUUUGAUAAGCAAAAUUUGAAAUCAUUUAAAGACCACUAUAUUCUAACUCAACAGUACCUGAUUUCCAAUUACUCAUGUCCUCAGAUAAGAAGAAAUCAUCUCUACGAUGUAGACAGUGUUAUAUUUUAUGGAAUUUUAUUUUAAAUUAAGGGAGCAGUUAAAUUGUGCUCUGUAUUUUACAGAUGAUGGUGACUCAAAUUCUAGUUAUUGACAUUUUUUUCUUUUGAUAACCUCUCUGAAUUUAGUUUCCCCCCUCCUCUUUGUGGGGGAUGAUAGGGCACUUGUAAGAGGAAAAAUGAUUUGGGAUAAUUAAGUAACAACAUCCUAUAGAAGUGAGAACAAUUUCCUUUAUCAUCCCUUAUCCAGUAGUGGAUAAUUCAUUUUGAUGGCCUCUUAUUUUGGCUAAAUAAUAAUUAAGCCAGUGCCCCAGACUGUCUACCGUUGCAUUGCCAUUAGAAAAUCAUGGAGGGGGGAAUUCAUGGGAGCUUAGAGUAAAAGGCAUGCUUUCUUCGUAGCAGUUGACCAGUUACCAUUCAGCCUGUUGACUGAGAAAGUUGUGGUGGGAAAAUGUUUGCCAUCUUUUCUUUUCAUUUGAGUAAUUGUCUUGUAUUUAGGGGGAAAAAAAAAACGCAUCUAUGGAAAACCAGUUUUUGGUUAUCAUUUGUUGCUGACAAACCACCUGAAAACUUAGUGACUUAAAACAAUGACUAGCUUCUCCCCACCUUCUUCAAACUGGGCUGGGCUAAGCUGAGCGGUUCCUUUCCUUGUCUUGCUGGUAUCACUCAUGUGGUUGGUGGGAUGGCUGGGCCUCUCCAUCUGCAUGCGGUCCUCAGGUCUCUCCUUCUCUAUGUGGCUUCACCAGCAGGGUAGCUGGACCACAGUUAUGGCAGCUCCGAGGUCCCAAUGGUAUAAAGCAGUAGUGGCCAGGUGUACUUAAGACUUAAACCCAGAACUGUCACAGCAUCACUUCUAUCGCCCUCUAUUGAUUAAAGCCAGUCCCAGGCCCAGCCCCGAUUUGGGAAGAGGGGACUGUGUGAAGGCGUUAAGUGGAGGUGAGGAUUCUUGGAGGCUGAUAGUAACAGACUGUCAGAACCAGUGCCAUGGAAAAACAGCUAAAAAAAGAAGUUAGCAAAAGUAGAAGCUGCUAGUGACCUUGGGAAGCUGAAGCUGGUUAUGAUAGCGGGGGUAAGCUGGAAGUCAGGCAGAAACAGGGGGCCUUCAGCGAGCUUCCCGAACCAGUGCUGCUUGCUCUCAGCAUCUGUUCUGAACCAUCACUUUGGGAAACUGGUCUCUUAAGGGUGGAAGUGUCUGGGAGGGCAGAGCAUUUGAAAGCAGAGCCACCUCAUUGCCCUGGCCCCUGCAGAGGAAGGUGAAUGGGGUGCUUUCUUCAUGCCACUGGUUUCAGUUGGGCCUCACACCCAUACACGCAGUCAGGCUGCAGUGAGGAGGAGCAGUCCUCGUGAGGCCACUGAUCAGACUGAAUUAGCAGUAGCUCAUUUUUAUUUUAACCAAGCAGUAAGAUUUGCUAACGUUCUACCUGAAGUGCCUUCUCCAAAGACAUCCCUCUUUGCCCUGUGUGUUCAAUGAGUGUAUUUCAGUUAAAGCAUCAUUGGUGGACUUUGUAAAGAUAAUAAAAUGCCACGGCGGCUUUGCCGUUAAGUCAUGAUCUCCUUAAUCACAUUCUUCUUGCUUUGUCUCCUGAAAAGGAAGGACUAGAUCCAGCUCUGGUCGUAGUUCCUUUCUGAGGUCCUCACCUCCUUUGAAACCCUGAGGGCUUUUGGGGAGAGCCUGGCUGCCAUUUUCACAGACAAAAUGCAAGUUGAUUCUCGCCCCCACCCAUUGAAUUUAGAAUUGCUGAAGGUAAUUACCUUGUAAGAGGAAUGCAAAGGACUACCGUCUUCUUGUCAAGCCUGUAAAGAAAGAGAUUCCAGUUCAGUAUUUGCAACAAGGAUCUUGAAUCCUGUUAUUUGUAUCGCAUUGUCACAUUGAAUGGUUCUCAUUUUUGCGAUAAUGUUUUGACUCUAGACUUUGGGGGCAUGGUCUUUCACCAGCAUACAAGGGUUUGAUUGUACAGUAUAUCUGCUGCAUUAAUGUCCUGCCUGUAGCUUAAGAUCAGUUGUUUCUGCACUUAGAAGCUUCUGAUCUUGGCCAGCUUUGUUUGUAAUAGGACAUUGAUUUCAUUUAGAUUUCCCUCCAUCAAGUCGGCAAACUAUCAUGUAAUAUAAACUGAUGCCAGGACAAGAUUGUAAUAGUCCCUAGGUUGCUAAGGCUUGUCUGUGUUUGGUAAAGGUGAUUGCAGGUUCUCCGGUAAGAUUACACAGGAUGAAUUCAGGCAGAGGGGCUGUGAAGAUGGGGGGCGGGGCGGGGGGUGUGUGUGACUGGAGGUGUGGGUGUAAAAAAAUAGUGGAAAUGAAAGUUCCAAAGAGAUGGUUUCUGAGGAAGUCAGAGGGCCUGGGGCCAGAGCAGUCAGUAAUAGUUGUAUCAGGUUACCUGGAAAAUAGGUGUGAUAGCUACACGUCUGCAGUCUGCUUCUGGGUUGCUGGUAGACAUUAAAUUUGCACAAUAUCCCAUAGCUGGCUAAGUAUUUUAAAAUUGUAAGCAUAGAAUUUUAUAUUUGGGGGUGAAGAAAUUAUCUGGCAUAUGGUAUUUUUUUUUUAAGCCAAAUUUCAGAGUCUUAAUAGCUUUUUUUUUUUUUUUUAAUGAAACAAAAAGACACCUUGUAUCCAGUAUGUGGCCCUCCUGAAGAUUCUGGUCAUCUCUUCCUUUGAAAUUGAUGACUUUUCAAAUGUGUCUAAAUGGGGAUGAGAAAAUACAUGUACCACUUUCUUGGUGUUUGUGCAUUCUUUAUGGAGCCCAGUUGCUUUGGAACAGCCAAGAAAAUCAUCAGGAUUAUUUCUAGGGGUUAUUAAGGGGUUAUUAAGGGUUUACUAGGGUUUUUAAGAACUAGUAUAAUGUCCUGGGUUAUUUCUAGUUCAGAGGAAUGUGGGAAAAGGUAUGCAAUUGUGAAGUGUUUUGUUGUAGCUUAUUAAUCCAUAAGGGAAACUUAGACUGUAGACAUAAGUACAAACCCAGUACAGUUUUUGUUUUCUGUAUGUUGUUGGGGGAAUAAAGUUUUAUAUCGCAAGCACAUGGCCUCCCUGAUUUCAAUAUGCCUUUAUUAGGAUCUAUAUUUAGCCCUUAAUGUCAUUAAAAUCUUUUUUCCUCUUCCUCUUGAAAAAUAAAUUCCAAAAUAUAAUUUGUUGUAUCUUCCAUCCUUAAGAAGUUUGUUCUUUUUUACUAUGGGCAGUUCACACAAGGCAAAAAUAUUAAAUAGUUGGUUUUUGUGUGUUGUAUAACUUUGCUGUAUAUCAAACUAAUUUUUAAAAGUUUCCAUCCUAAACCUCAAAUCAUGUAAUUAUUAAUUUGCCUGUUUAUUUAUGACCUAAUUGUGAUUCUUUUAUUAAUAAAAGCUAAUGGAAAAGGA